Molecule: messenger RNA, 1077 nt
Organism: Pezoporus occidentalis (night parrot)
Lineage: Eukaryota; Metazoa; Chordata; Aves; Psittaciformes; Psittacidae
Product: fumarylacetoacetate hydrolase domain-containing protein 2-like
Exons: 7
Coding region: 61-948 (295 amino acids)
Molecular function (GO): catalytic activity
Source: RefSeq, a predicted model, not a curated record
CGGGGGUUCCUCGGGGCACGGCCGCUGCGGGACGCGCUCCUCUCCGGGCAGGAUCCCGGGAUGCGCCUGGCCGGGGCCAUGCGCCUCGUGCGGUUCCGGGGACCGGGGGGGGCCGAGCCCCGCCUGGGGCUGGAGGUGGCGCCCGGCGGGGAGGCGCUGGUGGAUCUGAGCGCGGCGGAGCCGGCGCUGCCCCGCUCCAUGCGGGAGUUCCUCAGCACCGGCGGCACCGGGCUGGCCGCGGCACAGAGGGCGCUGGAGUCGGGGGGUCACCGGGUGCCGCGCAGCGCUGUCCAGCUCCUGGCACCCGUGGGUGACCCCGAGAAGGUGAUCUGCGUGGGGCUCAACUACCGCGACCACUGCCUGGAGCAGGACGUGAAGGUCCCCAAGGAGCCCAUCAUCUUCAGCAAGUUCCCCAGCGCCAUCAUCGGGCCCUUCGAUGACAUCGUGCACCCCGAGGACAGCACCGAGGUGGACUGGGAGGUGGAGCUGGCCGCUGUCAUGGGGAAGAAGGGGCGGCACAUCCAGGAGGCGUCAGCGAUGGAGCACGUCGUGGGCUUCACGGUGGCCAACGAUGUCAGUGCCCGGGACUGGCAGAUGAAGAGGAACGGGCGGCAGUGGCUGCUGGGGAAAACCUUCGACACCUUCUGUCCCCUGGGGCCAGCCCUUGUCACCAAGGAGGCCGUGACAGACGUCCACAACCUGCGCAUCAGCUGCAGCGUGAACGGGCGGGUGAUGCAGGACAGCAGCACCAAGCAGCUCAUCUUCCGCCUGCCCAAGCUCAUCGCAUGGGUGUCCCGGUUCGUCACGCUGGUCCCUGGGGACAUCCUGCUCACGGGAACCCCCCCGGGGGUGGGCGUCUUUCGGAAGCCCCCCGUGUUUCUGAAGAGAGGAGAUGAGGUGCGGUGCGAGAUCGAGGAGCUGGGGGUCAUCUGCAACAAGGUGGUGUGAAGAUGGAGACGGGACCUCGUGCCCCGGUCCGGCUGCUUCCCCCCCUCCUGCCCACCCCACAGCACCCUUGUGGGGCUCAAUAAAGCAGGAGCCGGGGCAGGAUGCUCUAGGGCUGGAUGAACUGCUGGA